Messenger RNA from Haemonchus placei, 1668 nucleotides. The record is from the annotation of a GenBank genome assembly. Lineage: Eukaryota; Metazoa; Nematoda; Chromadorea; Rhabditida; Trichostrongylidae.
AUGUUUGAUGUAGCACCGGAGGAUUAUUAUGGUAAUGUGGGACCGUGGUCCAAACCAGUAUCUUUCCAAAAUUUCAAACCUGGUGAGGAGUACAAUAAUUGGUCUGGCAGUCCAGGCAGCGAAUCAGCUGGUCACCGGAGCGGUUCCAGCGAAGACGGGGAACCGGAGGAAGUCCUAGGUUCGGACGAUGAAGAGCAAGAAGAUCCUCGCGACUAUAGGCGUGGAGGGUACCACCCCGUUAAUAUAGGCGACGUCUUCAAUAGAAGGUAUCACGUUAUUCGUAAGUUGGGUUGGGGUCACUUUUCAACUGUUUGGCUAUGUUGGGACACCAAGGACAAGCGAUUUGUUGCAAUGAAAAUAGUAAAAUCGGCGGACCACUACACCGAAGCUGCACAAGAUGAAAUUAAACUUUUACUUGCCGUGCGGGAGGCUGAUCCUGAGGACCCCGGAUGUCAGAGGGUGGUCCAACUGCUCGACGAAUUCACUGUUAGUGGUGUCAACGGUGUUCAUACAUGUAUGGUCUUUGAGGUCCUUGGAUGCAAUCUCCUGAAAUUAAUUAUCCGAUCAAAUUACCAGGGUCUUCCACUCGAACAGGUUCGGAAAAUCACCAAACAGGUACUCGAAGGUCUCAGGUAUUUGCAUGAGAAAAGCAAAAUUAUUCAUACGGAUAUCAAGCCGGAAAAUGUUCUGGUCACGAUGAGCCAUGAGGAAAUCAAGCUUAUGGCGCAGCAUGCUGUUGUUGCUACUAAAAUGAAUUUGAAAUUGAGCGGAUCAGCCGUAAGCACAGCACCCAGUCAUGUUCAAAAAAAGGUACAAGAGAAUAUGACGAAAAAUAAGAAAAAGAAGCUGAAGAAGAAAGCGAAAAAGCAGCGGGAGCUAUUAGAGUCUCAACUAGCUCAGAUGGAAGGGCUAACUGUUGACGCGAAUGCCCUUCAAGAAGUGCUCAAUAGUGCACCUGUAAUCGCAGAUACUCCACUGUCACCAUCGAAUCCUUUCUCCAUGCAACAACUUCCGUCCGUCUUGCCUACUCCCCCUGUGGGGCCAAACUUGAAUGAUCCCUACGCCGAUAUUGAAGUGAAAAUAGCUGAUCUGGGUAACGCUUGCUGGACACAUCAUCACUUCACAGAAGAUAUUCAAACAAGGCAGUAUCGAUCUUUAGAAGUAUUGAUAGGAGCCGGUUAUGGCCCUCCUGCGGACAUUUGGAGUACUGCGUGCAUGGCGUUCGAACUCGCUACAGGCGACUAUCUUUUCGAACCACAUAAUGGUGAUAAUUACUCUCGGGAUGAGGAUCACCUUGCCCAUAUUUGCGAACUUCUUGGGUCUAUUCCUCCAUCUGUAUAUAAGAAGGGACAACAUUGGAAGGAGUUUUUCAACAAGCAAGGGCGUUUGCUUCACAUACAUCAAUUGAAGCCUUGGCCUCUUCUUGACGUUCUGCGUCAAAAAUAUGAUUGGCCUUUCGAGCAGGCACGGCAGUUCGCCUCUUUCCUUAUUCCGAUGCUCGCAUUUGAUCAGGAUGAGAGGAUUACUGCCGCACAAGCUCUCGAGCAUGACUGGCUGAAACCGUUUGGUGGUAAACCCCCACCACCUGAUGUUCCCAUAGAGGUAACUUGUGCAGUCAUAUUGGCUGUGUCCAUGAAAUGCCGAUUUCGAGUCGUUUUCAGGUCCUAA